Colletotrichum spaethianum is the source of this 1086-nucleotide messenger RNA. RefSeq names its product ATP-dependent RNA helicase DEAH11, chloroplastic. The transcript has 2 exons. Gene Ontology annotation, cellular component: cytoplasm; ubiquitin ligase complex. The record is from RefSeq and is a predicted model, not a curated record. Gene Ontology annotation, biological process: ubiquitin-dependent protein catabolic process; protein polyubiquitination; positive regulation of proteasomal ubiquitin-dependent protein catabolic process. Lineage: Eukaryota; Fungi; Ascomycota; Sordariomycetes; Glomerellales; Glomerellaceae. The coding region runs from base 1 to 1086 and encodes 361 amino acids. Gene Ontology annotation, molecular function: zinc ion binding; ubiquitin protein ligase activity; ubiquitin conjugating enzyme binding.
AUGUCUCUCUCAUUCUUCAGUGGCAUGGAUGCCGAGACACGGCAACUAUUCUUGAAGCUGCAGCAAGAGGAUGUUCGUGAAGUCCACACCGACAGGACUGGCGGAGAGAAUACAAGAACCCUCUCGGAUUCCCAGCUGGCCUUUCAACUUUACGAAUCAGAGCUGAAAUCAAUUUCUACUUACUUCUCGGAUCACACCACGACCAGGCGUCAUGGCCAAAGACGUUCCAUUGGGGUUGCGAGUGUUGGCCAUCCUGUCGACCAAGAGCUUGCUGUGACGCCGGGCCUGAACAAUAAGCGGAAGUUCCAGGAGAUGGACGACAUCAGAAUUUCAAUUGAAGAUUUAGAGAUCCCUCCAUUCGAACUUCGGAGCGAGUCACAGAGUGUCAACAAUAGGGUAGUUAUCGACUUGACCGCCCAAGACUCACCUUCCCCUUCGGGCGUAUCUCAGCCGGACGUAUCCUGGGGUUUUGAAGAACUUCAAGAAGACGAACACGUUUGUGUGGCAUGCCUUGUCGGUUUGGCAGAGGCCGAUACUUUCCACGCUCUCUGCGACCAUAAAUAUUGCCAUGGCUGUCUAGGCGAGCUCUUUGAAGCCUCUCUUACCAGUGAAUAUCAGUUCCCUCCCAAAUGCUGCGGAGACCCUAUCCCCAUAGACUUGGAUCAGGAUGGUAUUCCCGCAGAUCUCAUGAACAAGGUCAAAGACAAGGUGAUUGAGCUCUCCACUCCGAACAGAACCUACUGUCGUCUGUCACUUUGCUCAACCUUUAUACCCAAGGAGAGCAUCAAGGAUGACGUUGCGACUUGCCCUUCCUGCAUGACGACAACCUGUACUAUAUGCAAGGGCGCUGAGCACGCGGACUACGCAUGCGAAGAGGAUGAAGCCACUCAGGAAGUUCUCAAGCUGGCCGAGAAGAACUCCUGGAAGAGAUGUCCUACAUGCCGUGCGCUGGUGGAACGAAACGAGGGAUGCCUCCACAUGAACCACAUCAUGUUCACUUAUAGUCCCCUUGUAGCCUGUCGUUGCGGAGCCCAGUUCUGCUAUCGGUGUGGAGUUGAGUGGGCAGACUCACACGUCUGUCCCUGA